AUGAUUGUUGUACCAGACCUCACUCCGGAGGAGUUUGAGGAUACCAAAAAGCGGAUAGUGAACAUGAAAGUCGCGCAGCUAAAGACCGUUCUCAAAUCUAUAGGUCUCGUCAUCCAAGGUGUGAAAAAGGACCAACAAGAGCGUUUAAUCACGUAUCUUGAAUUGCGGCGAAACAACCAGGACAAGGCCGCUGUCCUUGCCAUACGCCACUUGAUAUUGCAGUGUAUGAACCUGAUGCCUAUCUCGCAGUUCCUGGACUUGUAUCACGCUAUUGACAGCGGUGGGUAUGUGCCUAGCUCAAGUCCGCAGCUUCAUUCGAACCCGAUGCUCACCAUGCACAGCAACGACUCCAUAGCAUACAAGGGCCAUUCGCUAUUCUUUGUUGAAAGCCCGUUUUACAAACUAAAGCGCCAAAUCCACGGAUCGCCCCAAAUUGUGCAUGCGCGCGGGAAGUCUGCUAAUUUCAGGUUUGUAUUUAAGCAAGACGAAUGGAACAUGCUCAAGAACAAGGAUCCAAAUGUACGACUAUAUCUCCUUUGCGGAAGACAGUCGUCUUCCGACACAAGGAGUUCAAGUGCCGUGGAACAAAAUUACCCUACCCGUGCAAAUAUUUAUUUUGACAAAGAGAUUGUGAAGCAGAACUUUAGUGGUAAUGCUGCAAAGCCAGGCACGGCAAAGCCUGUAGACGUGACAAAGUAUAUCCUGGCGCCUCCCAAGCAGAAUUUGAUUCAAAUGCAUUACGAAAGUGCCGACGGCAACCCGUACUUUAUGUACUUGUACAUUGUCGAGACAGUGCCCAUCGAAGACCUUUUGAAGCAAAUCAUCUCGAAACCAAAGAUUAGCAAGUUUCACACGAUUGCUGGAAUCAAGAGUGGGAAUGAUACAGAUGAUAUCGUAAUGUCUGACACUCAACUAUCGCUCAAGGAUCCUAAUACGUAUUCAAAGAUCAAGUAUCCAACAAAGUCGAUAUACUGCGAUCAUGUGCAAUGUUUCGACGCAUUCAUGUUUUUGUCGAUGCAGUUACAGUCUCCCAGCUGGGAGUGCCCGUUUUGCAAUAAAAGGUUGCAGAUGGAUAGCUUGGCGACAUGCGAGUAUUUCCAGGAGAUUUUACAAGCAGCAGAUGAUAAAGUCGAAAGAGUCACGAUUGCCAAGGAUGGCAAGUGGGAACCACUUGUUGAAAAAAAGAAAAACAGUAGGAGGAAUACUCGGGAAAAGAGUAAGGAAAAGAGUAUGGAACCCACUACUACGGCUACGGCUACGGCUACGGCUACUGCUACUGCUACUGCUACGGCUACUGCUACUACUAAUACUACUGUUGAAGAACGACCCCGUCCUCCCGUAAUCGAAAUUGUGGAGUUGUCGAGCGACUCCGACUCCGACGAUGAAGAUUUGACUUUCGCGAUCCCUCGCGCCAACUCGCGGUCUACCAUUAGCAGGAUUGAAUCAUCAGAUGAUGAGGAAAAAGCCGUCGCGCUGACGCUGAAUGCGAAUGUCGCAGCAUCCGUCAAGCAGGUACCCGCUGGCGGGAUUGAUGCAAAUAGAAUAAAUGGUUCACAUCGAAACCAAAGCGUGAGUGGACAGCAACAAACUUUUGUGCCGCAUCCUUUUAUCCAACCAAAUCCACAGCAACAAAGCUUGCAGAAGGAGCAAGUUGGCGCUCACGAAAUGCAGCACCCUUCGCAUCCCUCGCCGCGAAUAUCUGCUGCUGCGAAUUAUUCUGGACCACCGGUUGACAAGACUUGUUUCCCCGAUUUGAGUCCUUUGCAAUUGGGGGCCCAAGUUUCCACCAAUUCAAAAACCAGCUCAGCUCAGGCCUCCGGCCACGUGCAACAAUUGAAACCACUGCUAGCGUAUACAGGACUACCGCAUCAUCAGAGACAGCCUCAAGACCAAAGUCAAGGUCAGAGCCAGCACACUUUAAAUUUUCAAGAACGCUCUCAACAGCAAGCCCAUUGGCCCGUUCAAUCUCUGGAAGUGCUUCUUCAACAGCAAGCCGCUCAGCCACCUCUGAUAUCAUUCCAGCGCCUUCCAAGCAUCCAUAAUCUACCGACGGAUCUGCCUGAAGGGCAACCAUCAACCCGAACCGAGCUGCAGACUCAAAUACAAGCAAAUAAUGUACUGGUUGCUUUUCCUGGGCUGAAUGUUGCCGGGAGUCAGUCGGCAACGUUCCAACCCGUUCCACCUCCGCCGAAAAGCCAAAAGCUGUCGAUUUCAUCUGCUGCACUGGCUUCCACUCGGCUGGAUCGUAACCAGACCACCAUCCCCGUGGGCCAGAGAAAAGCUCACUUGAUAACUGGUAUGGAAGAAAGUGCUGAUCAAACUAUCCGUCUGCAAGGGUUAGGGUCUGGCUCGAUUGGUGUGGUGACCUCCCGCGAUCACGCUCACGGUCACGGUCACGGUCACGAUCACGGUCACGGUCGCACUCACCCUGCUCAACCUGCUCAACCAAUGAAUAAAAUCACGGGGGAGCAAAUUCCCAAUAAUCACUAUUUUCCCACACAACCAACAUCAACUGGUGUCUUUUCUGAUUCUCGAGACAAGGUGCAGGGACGUCAAUCGGAAAUCAUUGAUGCCCCGAGAGCAAUAGCAGCUCUUGAUGUCCAUGUCCAUGUCCAAGAACCGCAACCGCAACUGCAACCGCAACCGACUCUCGGUUCCAAUGACAUUUCAACGUCCGGUGUUUCAUUGCCUCGUUUUCAACAUCCGAAGGGCACAAAGAUUUCUACUCCCAGUUUGACUACACUGGUUGGAGUUACGAUAAACAUGCAGGAGCAGCAGCACAUGCGCCAACAAUUGCAGGAAGCAGACAGGGUCAAUUUUUCUUCGUCAGCGACAGGGACUAAUGCAGCACAACAAUUCCCACGUCAGCGUUCCAUGACCGACUUUCCAGAUUUGAGCAAAAGUAUUCUCUUUGGAGGUUCAGCUCAAUUCGAGACCGCACAAAAAUCAAAUACUGCGACAAGAACUGUUUCAGACGAGCUAGCAGUAGGCCGAUCUUCCGGGAACAUGCUGAGUUUCGUCCGCAACGACAAUUCUGAGUCGGAAACUACACGCAUCCAGCGCACACUGCAAAAGCUUCCCAGCAUAUCUGCUGCUAGCACCUUAGGGGAUGGCAGCAAAAAUGAGCAAAUGCCUACGCUGGGCUCCUUUGCAACAACUCAAGCACCCUCGCUGCUGUUCUCACCAGAUCCGCAAAAAUCUUUCACAGAGGCUCAUUCUAAUGGCCAUGCACACUCCAUUAUUGAGCAAAAGAGGAAUUUGACCGAAAUCUCAAGCUUUAUACAAGAAUACGAUAGAGAAUCUUGGAACUUGUGGUCGGAACUUGACCAUAGACUAAGAUUCGAAUCCGACGAAGUCAGAGCAUUGCGCUUGAGUGAGCUUGCUCAGAGAAGAAGUGAGCAAAAGAAGAAGAAAUUUGCUGAAUUGUUUUUUCGGAGCAAUAAUAUCCAUCCCAUGAAGCCUGGGCCUCUAGUCAUGCAAGCCAUUAGCAACCCAAGCCUAGAGGGAAGGGUAGAGCGUGUGGAGAGAGGAGAUGUAGUUAAUGGAAAUUUUGACGGGCGUCCAGCGCCAAGCGCUCAACUCACCACGCCACCGGUUUCACAGAAUGAUGAGCUGGUCACGGUCACAGACACGGUCAAAACAACAAAAUUGGUCCCAUUUAGUCAGGUUGAGGACACCAUCAAGAGGCUGGAAAAACCCUUACUUCAAGCCUCAACGGGAUCACGUCAAACCUCCCUCCCGAGCUUGUCGGAGGUUGAUGCAAACGCUUUGCAAACUUCAAAGAAGCGAGAGCUUGUUCAUAAUGACAACGAAACCGCUCUAAAAUUACAGAAAAAUUGGGCAUCUUCCAACCUUUCAAUCGGAGCACCUUUGUCUUUGUCUUUGUCCUUGUCUUUGAGAGUACCAGAAAACCAGACUCAGUCUCAAGUUUCAGAUCUGCAGAGCAGCGAUCCAACGACCUACCCCUCAAUAAGAGCCAACGACUCGUACUUGUUCAAUCAAUCGCUCAAACAACUGCUUAGCUCACCACACAAUCUUUGCGAAUCGCAAGACAAAGCAAUCACUGCAAAUGGUGCAAACCAAAAGACCUCAAGUGCAUUGAUGCUUCAAAAAAACACAGUGUUAGCAGUCCAGAGUCAUGGAGAGAAUAAUCUGCAAACGUCGGCUGUUGCUCCUCCUCCCCUUCCUCAUCCUUCUCCUUCUCCCCCAUUACCGCCAAGUGUGACGAAAGAAUUGAGCUUGUCAUGUCCCGAAGAAGAGUUUCAAUUGUCUUUGUUUGAGCUGACCAAAAAGGCACGCGUGGUGCGAAAUAACCAGGUCAAACCAGACACGCUAGGUUUCUUACUAUGGCGGACGGGAUCCAAGGACGGUUACACAUUCACAGAGGAAUUUGAACACACUCCGUUUUUCGGCAAAGAGAGAGAUUUGGAUAGGAUGCUGGCGUCAGCGUUGUGGGAAGAAAUGAAGAAAAUGGAUAGGCUAAGCGUCGACUUGCGAACGAAAAAAGUUCCUUGUACAUCCAGCAAUCCAAUUCUUAUAGACCUAAGCGAUGACGAACCGUGA
This is a messenger RNA of Lodderomyces beijingensis, 4563 nucleotides long. The record is from the annotation of a GenBank genome assembly. NCBI's taxonomy places the organism in Eukaryota, Fungi, Ascomycota, Pichiomycetes, Serinales, Debaryomycetaceae.